Messenger RNA from Gossypium raimondii (Peruvian cotton), 499 nucleotides. RefSeq names its product DNA-directed RNA polymerases I, II, and III subunit RPABC5. Gene Ontology annotation, molecular function: zinc ion binding; DNA binding; DNA-directed RNA polymerase activity. The transcript has 4 exons. Gene Ontology annotation, biological process: transcription by RNA polymerase II; tRNA transcription by RNA polymerase III; transcription by RNA polymerase I. The record is from RefSeq and is a predicted model, not a curated record. Lineage: Eukaryota; Viridiplantae; Streptophyta; Magnoliopsida; Malvales; Malvaceae. The coding region runs from base 133 to 348 and encodes 71 amino acids. Gene Ontology annotation, cellular component: RNA polymerase III complex; RNA polymerase I complex; RNA polymerase II, core complex.
ACCCCCGUACUUAAACCCAUGUAGGGCAGAAGACGAGAGCGCGCAAAGCGAAAAAGGGAGCAGUGGGUGGAACUAGCUAGGGCAAAUCUUUAAACCAAGAAGAAGAAGAAAAAGACGUAUUAGCCGAGCAGGAUGAUAAUCCCAGUCCGUUGCUUCACAUGCGGGAAGGUUAUUGGUAACAAAUGGGACACCUACCUUGAUCUUCUCCAGGCCGACUAUACUGAAGGUGAUGCUCUUGAUGCAUUGGGCUUGGUUCGAUAUUGCUGUAGGAGAAUGCUUAUGACUCAUGUCGAUCUCAUCGAGAAGCUUCUGAACUACAACACAUUGGAGAAAUCAGAGACCAGUUGAGGAAACAAGUAGGGCUUACCUGCAAUGUUCCGUUUCAGUUAUGCGAGUGCCUGUUUAUGAUUCUCAGUUUUUUGUGUAACGAGGACCAUGGUUUUAACUUUGAACUUUGGAGGCGGACAAGUUAAAGGGUUUAAGUAGAACUAGUUCUGCA